CUGCGAAACAUGCGCCCGAUUUCUCGACGGCGGUCUGCAAACUUAUAUAUCGACGAGUAGUAUGCAUCGGGUUCUUGAAUAACUCUUCGCAAUGUCUUCUUCCUUCUUCGGCAGUAGCGCUAGCUCGUCAAAUACAAACAGCCGCGUCUUCCCCACACAGGCUCUAAACCUAGCCGGGCCAGUCCUUCGCGUAUGCGUAGGAACCUCGCCGAAUGACGAGUCCUUCUUCGUCCACCAGAAGCUGCUCGUCUCGCGAUCCGAGUUCUUCGCCCGCGCCAUGAAUGGAAAAUGGCGCGAAUCCGACGAGGGCGUCGUCCCUCUCCCGGACGACCAACCCGAAAUUUUCUCCCUCUACGCCAACCUGCUCUACACAGACCGGCUGGCAACACGACAGACAGAUCCCGAGAAGAAGGCAGACGAGUUCACGCUCCUAGCUCGACUCUAUGUGCUCGCGGAGAAGCUCCAGGACGUCAAAGCGAAGAACGACAUCAUCGACGCUAUGCUUGCGAAAUCACGAGCGGAAGGACUUGUUUCUACCAAGCCACCUCUAACUAUGGACGCGGUUGCGGCUCUGUAUGAAGGUACGCCUGAAGGCAGCCAAGCACGCAAGCUAUUUGUUGAUUUCUUCGCCCAACAUGGCCUGGCGAGUUGGCUCGGAGAGAAAGAGGACGUUCGAUUCGACUUCUUGUAUGAUGUUUCCGUCCGCUUGCUACAGAUCCGGACGAAAGGAACGAUACCGAUGACUACUGCAAACUGCCCACUUGCCAUGUACCACGAGGGGGAAGACAGGGUUGAGGGGAAAGCGGCCACCGCAUCGACACUAGUGCCAACGUGGAAGAAGAAGCAUCAAUUUUGAGGAUUCAUAAUUUUCAAUGCGAGUCACUACGCGGCGCGUCAGGGAAGCUACGCGGCUUAUUUAUAUUCUUCUGUGUCCAAGUAUAGCGAGCCUGAGCGGAAGGAGCAGCAUCGCUGAAUCUUUGCCCCAAUCUUCAUGAAUUUGUCGUGCUCAUGCAGCCUUCAAGCACUCCACAAGCGCGCUCCAGCCUUCCCUACACCAAGGUGCAAGCACAAUGGCCCUCUGCGCAUCUUUUACAUCGCCUGUUCCCGCGAAAGCAUUAGCGAGCCCCUCCGUAUCGAGCGUACCAACAGGAGCAACACUCCUCCUCGCCGUCUCCUUAGCCAUAGUCGCC
Messenger RNA from Trematosphaeria pertusa, 1190 nucleotides. RefSeq lists its product as uncharacterized. The record is from RefSeq and is a predicted model, not a curated record. Gene Ontology annotation, molecular function: protein binding. The transcript has 2 exons. Lineage: Eukaryota; Fungi; Ascomycota; Dothideomycetes; Pleosporales; Trematosphaeriaceae. Bases 92 to 856 code for a protein of 254 amino acids.